AAUCAAAUGACGCCGAUGCUAAGAGCCUCCUUGUAAGGCGGUUCUUGCUUAUUGACAUGACUCCAUUCAUUAGAAGAAUUGUAACAUGUAUUUGCGACGUACUCAGCUGAAGUUAGCUACGCAUAAAGUAAAUAAUUUCUGCCGUCUGUAUGAGCGCUAACUCAAAGGUGACCGUGGCUGCACGGAAAAGGAAAUAACGACCGCAGCUGCACGUGUGCUGUACCGCCGUCUGCGACUGCGGGAAUAAGCUCAGCGGAUGAGCUGAGCCUCACUACGCAUUGCCUCGUUUGCCGCAUUUCGGCAUGGACGUGAGGGUCGUCUUACUUCUGGCUUUGCUCGUUGGAAUAACCCAUGCGAAUCCCCGCUGCUGGAAUGUAAAAAAUGGCGUCGUCUGCUUCGGCAAGAAUUACUACUACAGUAAGACGACCGAUCCGGAUGGAAGCGUUCAAGAACAAAUGUCUUACAGUUCCAGCCAAGCGAUAAUCGUUUAGCGGAGAACAGCCCUUGCUUUGAUGUUUUCAUAGCAGGUUCAUCCGCUACUGAACCACCGCCAUGGAGUUGGCGGUGAACCAGGAGGCACCAUUCUCAACGCCGCCUGUGCAGCCUUCUACGGACAGCAUUGCGGAACCGGUCAAUGCCACAACGUGGGCCGGCAGCCGCGACGAAUCGCUGGCGCGAGUGGAGCUCGGCGUGCUCGCGUUGAUCUUCACGUUCACCGUGGCCGGCAACGGCUGCGUCCUAGCUGCCUUGGUAGCGCGGCGCUCGAAGAUGACGAGAAUGUACUACUUCCUCUUGCAGCUCUGCAUUUGCGACUUGACCACUGCGUUCUUGACGGUGCUGCCACAACUCGGUUGGGACGCGACUUACCGUUUUAGAGGUGGAAAUAUUGCCUGCAAAUUUGUCAAGUUUGGACAGCUUCUGGGACCAUACCUAUCCUCUUACGUCCUUGUCGUGACGGCAAUAGACCGUUACCAGGCCAUCUGUUUCCCCCUCUCUAACUGCUCCUGGACGCCUACAAAGUCCAAGCUACUCAUCUCCGUCGCCUGGAUUGUGGCGCUUUUGUGCUGCGUGCCGCAGCUUUUUAUCUUCAGCUACCACGAAAUUUCGCCUGGCGUUCACGACUGCUGGGGUACGUACGUCGAGCCAUGGGGCCUACGUGCGUAUGUCACCUGGUACGGCGUCUCCGUCUUUUUCGUGCCAUUGCUGGUGCUGACUUUCACAUAUGUCGCGAUAUGUCGCACCAUCUGGAGGAACUUGUACCUGAAGCGGCGUAAUUCUGAAGCAGAAGCGGCAUGCAUGGUUGGACGCGCUUAUCGCUUCAAGGGGGCCUCGACCAGCUGUGGUACGCCGUACGUCAGUCCGCACAAAGCGAAGACAGUGAGCUUUAUGGGUCCCCGGAGCCAUUCUGUGCGCGGCUUGUCCCGGGCCAAGAUAAAAACCGUCAAGAUAACCGUCGUGGUUAUACUGCUGUACAUCGUCUGCUCAUCGCCCUUCAUCUGCGUGCAGAUGUGGAUGCACUGGAGCCCCGAGAUUGACUACGGCAAUUCAUGGACCAACGCCGUCGUGACAAUCCUGAUGCUGCUCAACAGCCUGAACAGCUGCGUGAACCCGUGGAUCUACCUGCUGUUCAACCGGAACCUGAUGCAUGCGCUCAGGUACCAGGUGUGCCGCUGUCCGUCCAAGAGCGUCAGCCCCGCUAUGGCCACGAGUGCAAUGGUUCCCGAGCUAACAACCCAGGGGACAGAGGCCAACGUGACGCUCGUUCAGCAGCCGGUGCUCGUGGAUUUCGAGUCCACCGGCGGUGGUAGGGGACAGCGUGAAUGCUGCCGCACCAGAAUGCUCGGCGACAGAAAUGGGGUCUCCUCGGGUGAGACCAUCGCGAUGGCACCCUUCGCCCUGCAGGCGGCCAGCCCCAGCGAUGGCAGCGACGGACGAUGUGUGCCAGAAUCCAACCGGCGACCUCGUGCUUAGCAGCGCAACACCACUGCCGCUGAGGCCCCGCGGCGGCUACAGACGAGAGGAG
Molecule: messenger RNA, 2023 nt
Organism: Dermacentor albipictus
Lineage: Eukaryota; Metazoa; Arthropoda; Arachnida; Ixodida; Ixodidae
Product: oxytocin receptor-like
Biological process (GO): cellular response to hormone stimulus; G protein-coupled receptor signaling pathway
Cellular component (GO): plasma membrane
Molecular function (GO): vasopressin receptor activity; peptide binding
Source: RefSeq, a predicted model, not a curated record